CUAGAUGUAGGGCUUUAGCCCAAAUAGAAAACUAACAGCGGCCCAAACGAAAACCUGCGUACCAAAGGAAUAGGAAACAACAGAAACGAUGAUGCUAUAAAGAUGCUAUAAAUGGAAGAGGGGAGAGACAUGCUAUAAAUUGAGGACGGGAGAGACAUGCUAUAAAUUGAACUCUAAUUGGGAUUUGCUUUGUUCGCUCACUACACUGAUUCUCCACCAGCUUCGACCAUUGAUCCGACCGACUUGGAGGGCUCCUGUCGGCUGUCGCUCCUCGAAGGCUCGUAGUGGAAGGAUAAGAUUUGGGUUUGUAUUUGUGAGAUUAGGUUCAGUUUCAUCAGGAGCAGCGCCGAAAACAUUACAAGGAUUUUGGUUGGGAUCCUGAUUAUUGUUAUUCCAGUAUCACUCAUACCUUAUUAAUAUCAUCAAGGAUCAUCGGUCGCGAGGAGUAUCAAAUAGCCCUGCAGAUGGCAGCGCCUAAUAACUCUGAUAUGGGAUCUGACUCAAAACCCCAAGUUAUAUACCGAUGUAAGAAAUGUCGAAGAAUUGUUGCUUCAGAGGAGCACAUAGUGCCCCAUGAUCGUGGCGAGGGUCAAAAAUGCUUUAGAUGGAAAAAGAGAAGCAGUGAUCCCCGCGAAAUAAAUAAUUAUCCACCCGAAUGCUCCUCUAUAUUUGUAGAGCCCAUGAAGUGGAUGGAAGCUGUACAAGAAGGCUGUGUGGGAGAUAAGCUUCAGUGCAUGGGGUGCAAAGCUCGCUUAGGUUCCUUCAAUUGGGCGGGUAUGCAAUGCAACUGUGGAGCUUGGAUUAAUCCUGCAUUUCAGCUGCACAAAAAUCGACUAGACGAAUGCCACAUAUGAGCCAAGUUAUUAUGUUGCACGAUAUCAUAGUGAAGCAUUCUAUUGGUUAUGUAAAUAUUAGUUGUUAGUCAUAUUUCUUGGCAUAUGUUUGGAUGAAUGAAUGAAAUUUUCAUGCUGGUAGUUAGUUUUUUUCUACUAUUUCAA
Cornus florida is the source of this 998-nucleotide messenger RNA. Its product is annotated as probable inactive dual specificity protein phosphatase-like At4g18593. The record is from RefSeq and is a predicted model, not a curated record. Gene Ontology annotation, molecular function: protein tyrosine/serine/threonine phosphatase activity. Bases 465 to 854 code for a protein of 129 amino acids. The transcript has 5 exons. NCBI's taxonomy places the organism in Eukaryota, Viridiplantae, Streptophyta, Magnoliopsida, Cornales, Cornaceae. Gene Ontology annotation, biological process: protein dephosphorylation.